Monoraphidium neglectum is the source of this 3246-nucleotide messenger RNA. RefSeq lists its product as hypothetical. Gene Ontology annotation, biological process: peptidyl-arginine methylation. Bases 1 to 3246 code for a protein of 1081 amino acids. The transcript is spliced from 7 exons. Lineage: Eukaryota; Viridiplantae; Chlorophyta; Chlorophyceae; Sphaeropleales; Selenastraceae. The record is from RefSeq and is a predicted model, not a curated record. Gene Ontology annotation, molecular function: protein-arginine N-methyltransferase activity; protein binding.
AUGGAUCUCCAAACACUGCUGAGAGCCUCGCAGGCCGUGACGAUCCUCAGCGCCGCGACGGCCGCCGACCCGCGGUGCCCCCAGGCCUUCUUCCUGCUGGGCCUCGCCCUGGGCCGCCAGGGCGUCCAUGAUGCGGCGGCUCUGUGCUUCCUGCGCGCCCAGCAGCUGGUGCCGGAUGACACACCAGACCCCGGGACGCGGCAGCUGCGCUGGGUGGCGGCAGACAACAUGCACCUGGAGGUAGACAGGGUGCUGCCACCAGGAUGGCUGGCCGCGGCCAACGACGGCGACCGCCAGGCCGCCUUUGCGGCCGCGGCGCGCCACCUCGCAGGCAACGCAGCGGCGGCAGGCGCGGCGGGCGGCGACGGGGAGGGCGCGGGGACUCUGUGGUGUGUGGGUGGGCUGGGGGUCGAGGCGCUCCACCUGGCAGCAGCAGCGGCGGCAGCAGCAGCGGCAGCACGCGAGGCAGCGACAGCAGCAGACGGGGAGGCAGCCGCGGCAGGUGGAGGCACAGAAGCGGACAGCAGCGAGGGGCAGGAAGGCGGGGCGCACGGCGGGGGCGGCGGCGGCGGCGGCCCGGGGAUGCGCGUGGUGCUGCAGGCAGCGAACCAGCUGGCGCUGAACCUCGGACGCCAGAUUGCGGCUGCAAACGAUCUGGACGACGAGGUCGAGGUUGUGCAGGGGCCCCCGCCCGCGCCGCAGCAGCGGCGGCAGCAGAGUCUCACGACAAUAGCAGAGGGCGAGGAGGGGGAGGAGGGGAAUGAGCAAGAGGAUGGGGCGGAGGGUGAGGGCGAGGGAGGGGGGGACGAGGUUGAAGAGGCGGGGCCGCGGCUGGCCGGCGUGCUGCUGGCGGGCGCCGUGGGGCCGGGCUGGCCGCAGGUGGCGGCGGCGCGGCGGCAGCUGGCGGCGUUGGCGCACGCGCUCGCGCCGGGCUGCAGCGUGUCCCCGAUCAGGGUCAGGCUGCGUGCGGUGCCGGCGUCCUGCCCGUCCCUGCUGGCCCUCAACGAAGUCCGCCUGGACGACAUAUCGGAAGACACCGCCGGCCUCGACUACGCCGCCGCCAACGCCGCCCUCCGCCGCGCGUCGCGGCCGGUCCAGGCUUCCCGCUUCGCGCCCCGCGCGCUGGCAGCGCCCGCGACGGCGCUGGAGGUGCAGCUGGCGGACUGGGCCGUUCUGGGGGCGGAUGGCGGUAGCGGCGUUGUCGGCGGCGGAGGGGCGGAGGGGUGGCGGGAGAGCAUUAACGGCGACGCAGAGUUUGAGGUUUCCGAGGCGGGGAGCUGCGAUCUGGUGCUCUGGUGGCUCGAUUUUGAGGUGGCCCCGGGCAUGUGGCUGUCUCACGCGCCGUCCAUCGACCUCGGGCUGGGCAGCAGCGUCGACGGCGAUGGCGCAACCAUGGCUGGCGACGAGGGGGCGGCCGCAGCGGCGCAGGCUGCGGCGGCGGCCACGGACGCGGUGCGGCCGCACGUCUGGCAGCACGCGGGCUACCUGCCUGCCGGGCCCGGCGACGACAGCAGCUGCGGCGCCGACGGUCACGGCCGCGGUGUCCCCGUGGCCCAGGGGCAACGGGUGGCGCCCGGCGACCGCCUGCGGCUGCUCUCGGCAGCCGACGAGUCGUUUGUCAGCCUGCGGCUCUUCUGGGCGUCGGGGGCCAGCGAGGGCGGGGCCUGUGGCAGCUGUGCGGGGGCUCUUGUGUGCACGCCUGUGGCGCACGGCGGAGCGGGGACUGGUGGUGCGGCGCGGGAGAUUCUGCCGUACCACAUGUCAAUGCUGAAUGACAGGGCGCGCACUGCGGCUUACGCGGCCGGCAUAGCGGGCGAGGUGCGGCGGCUGGUAGCCAGGGGCCAGCAGGCGGCGCCGCACGGGCAACAGCAGCAGGAGGGGCAGCAGGAGCAGGAGCAGGAACAGAAGCACGAGCAGCACGCGCAGCAGCAGGACAGGCAGCAACAGCAGGAAGCAGUGGAGCAGCAGCAGCAGCAGCAGCAGCAGCAGCAGCAGCAGCAGCAGCAGCAGCAGCGUGAGCCUGUGGUCCUGGAUGUUGGCGCAGGCACAGGCCUGCUCUCCAUGUUGGCCGCACAAGCCGGGGCGCGCUGUGUCAUAGGCUGUGAGCGGGAGCCGGUGCUGGCGGCAGUGGCUGAGCGGCUGGUGGCGAUCAACCAGUUGCAGCAGUCGGUGCGCAUCGUGCGCAAGCUCAGCGGCCAGCUGACGGUGGAUGACGUCAGCGGGGGCGACGGUGACGCCACGGCCGGCGGAGUGGGGACUCGGCAGGGGCAGCAGCAGCAGGGGCAGCAGCAGCAGGGGCACCAGCAGCAGGGGCACCAGCAGCAGGGGCAGCAGCAGCAGGGGCACCAGCGGCCAAAGCGCGACCUUCCUGCCAGGGCGUCCCUCGUGGUGCACGAGAUCUUUGGCACAGACCCCCUCUCGGAACACGUGCUGCCGGCGCUGCGCGGCGUCCAGGAGCGCCUGGCGGCGCCCGGCUGCCGCUUCCUGCCGAGUGGCGUGCGCGUGAUGGGCGCCCUCGCCACCUGCCCCGGCCUCGCGCGCAUGCGCCGCGUCACCGCCUACACCGCCUCCCUCCGCAGCGCCGCUGAUGCGACGAAGGAGCUCUCUGGAUCCGAGCUAAGCGCUGGCGCAGAGGGCUGGGACCUGUCACCCCUGUCACCCCUGGCCCCUCGGAAGGUGGAACUGCAGGCGGCCGACCUGGCAGCUUCCAUGCAGCUGCUCACCGAACCGCAGGAGCUGCUCGCGUUCGACUUUGAGCGCCAGUGGCCGCUGCCUAUGCAGGGCCAGCAGGAGGUGCGCCUGGGGCUGCUGCAGGAGCCCAUCUUGCUUGGCGCAUGGAUUGCCAACCGGCAGCGUCCGCAGCAAGUCGGCAGCAGCCGUGGCGGCGGCGGCGGUGGCGGCGGCGGCGGGGCCAGCGGCACCGGUCAGGGCCGCGGGGCAGACGAAGUCGUGCAGCAUCCCGGCGCGGUCGAGGAGGAGGGGGUCGACGGCGCCGGCUGCGGGGUGCUGUAUUGGUUUGAGGCCGACUGCGGCGAGGGCAGCGUUGUCUCAACCGAGCCUGGCACGACCCACUACGGCCACUGGCAGCAGAGCUUCGAGUUCCUGGGGCCGCGCACGGCUGAGGGCCUGCUAGCCGCCGGGAGUGGAGCGGGCGGUGGCCGCGGGGGCUUUGAUGCAGUGCUUGCUGCGCGCUGGGGGCCCGACCGCGUGAUGUUUGAGGUGACACAGGUUGCCGCCCUCCCCUGA